UGUAAGUUGUAACGAUCUUUACCUUUGACCUGAAAGUAAAAAUUAAUCUACCAUCAUCUAGCUAGCCGGCGCGGCCUAGCCAGUUAGUUAUCAAGUUGCCCCCCUAUGGCUUAUCUGAGUGAUUUCUCCAACUCUGCCCCAAGCUCUGGAAACUUCCCUUCGACUAGCUCUGGAAACUUCCCUUCGAGCAAUUUCGCCUCUGGAGAUUACCAGAGACAUUUUGAAGAUGUGGACCAGAGUCUGAGCUGUGCUGUUUGUCUGGUCCGGUUCACAGAGCCACGACUCUUGGCCUGCAACCACACAUUCUGCAAGAUAUGCCUCGAGAAGAUUCUAGAAAAGAAAGCAAAAGAUGUCGACAGAGAAAAAGAUCAAUUCGAUGACUACGAAAUAGAAUGUCCUCGCUGUCGUAAGAUCACUCGACUCGGGGAUGGUGGGAUAGAGACACUGCCCAAGAACUAUGACCUGGAUCAAGUGGUACAGGCCAUGCCUCCCGAGCCAACACAGCCAUUCGUCAGACAGAUAUCAAUCCCCAUGUGCUCCUUCCAUAGCAAGGAGCUUUGCUACUACUGCAGAACAGACAAUACUUUGGUCUGUGCUGACUGCUUUGUCGAAAACCAUCAGGGGCACGAUUUCCAACAUGCUAAUAAAGUUGGUGAGGAAGAAAAGGACAAAUUUCGUGAUAGCUACUUUGAAACACUUGAAAAGGAACGGCAAAAAUAUCUUUUAGCCGUUGACGAGGUGUCACAUGUGAUGAAAACACUCAGACAAAAAGGUGAAAAAACAAAAGGAGAUAUUCAGGAACAUUUUCAGAGCGUACGCGAUAGUUUGGAGAGUAGAGAAAACCAGUUAGUAUUGGAGACACAGAAGAUUGUCACUCAGAAGGUGGACAAACUGUUGGAGCAGGAGAAGCUGUUGAAGGAGAUAUUCGAGGGGCUGGACAAAGAGUACGAACAGUGCAAGAGGCUCAUGGAUGCAACGACUCUCAAUUUUCUCAAGGACAAAGACAAACAAGCAAUGAGUGUGAAGACGGUUAUGAAGAAAGCCUACAAUGUGGAGCGUACCCCAGUUGAGUCCCCCUCCCAAGGCCCCUACUGGCACCACCCCAGCACUUCUCUCACUGACGCCGAAACCAAAAGUGGAGUUUUUUGUGAUUCAGUUUCCUCAAUGCACACGGCUACAGGCUCGGGGCUCACUAAGGCCUUUGUCGGUAAAGAAGCGACUUUCAGAAUCGAAGCUCGAGACAAGUACGGCAAUAAAAGCUUCUUAAAAGGAACGCCCCCUCAAGUAACAAUAUCCGGCCCCAAAAUGAGGGAGGAAGUCCACCACACAAUCGAGCAAUUUGUUCCUGGGGAGUAUGUCAUCAGCUACACGCCAAGUUGCGUGGGUUGGCACACCAUUUCCAUCAGAGUGAAUGGAGAAGCUAUUAAAACACCCGAUUGCAAAAUGAUUGUUUUAGGCAGCAAAGAUUAUCUGAAAAUGUCUAAACCGCUGGAGAGUGUUAUGAAAUCGAGACUGAACUUUGAACCACCUGUGUCCACUAUGAGAGGUGUCUGCGUGCUACCAAAUGGUUGGAUAAUAUUCGUCGAUUCGUCUUGCCUUCGUGUGAUCGAUGGUUACUCUGGUAGAACAUGUCAGACUAUUGGUAACUAUGGAAACGCUCCCGGCCAGUUUACUGGUCCUUAUGAUGUCACUCUGACCCCACAAAAUCACAUCUUUGUUACAGAUGUGUCGAAUCAUCGUGUGCAGCGUUUUGCUCCUGAAGGCAACAAUCGCUAUCGAUACGUGGCUCUCUUUGGAUCGCAAGGAAGUGGGAAACAGAAUUUCAACAGCCCUGAGGGCAUUGCUGCAUGGGGUGACGAGCGAGUCUUCGUAGCAGAUAAAGGUAACAACAGAAUACAAGUCUUUUCUCAGAAAGGCAUGAAGCAUUGUGCUACGUUUGGUAAGAGAGGUGAGAGACCGGGACAGUUUAACCAACCUCGAGAUGUCGUCGUGGGCCCCGAUUUUCUCCUCGUAUCUGACACGGGAAACAAACGAAUCCAAGCACUAACUUUCGAUGGGAAGAUUCUAAAUACAUUUGGAGGCUACAACUACUUAGUGUUCAAGCCGCGCACACCGUCAUUCAUUGCAAUAGACUCUUAUGGAUUCAUCUUGGUCACGUACAAAGAGUCGAACUUGAUCACCGUUCUAACACCCCAGGGAGAAGGAACAGUUGUGAACCAAUUCGUAAGCAAGUUUCUCAAGUCCCCAUUUGGUAUCUGCGUUGACAGACAAGGGAACGUUGUUGUCACUGACUCUGCUAGUUCUCAAAUUGUAUGUUUCUAAUGUAUGUUUCUAUUAAUGUUCGUUUUUCUUCUGUGCUGAAUUUUGUCUCCCUGAUUUUGUACAUGACAGUGUUCUACUAUUGUGUGGGUGUUAAUUAACAAUUAAUG
Halichondria panicea is the source of this 2429-nucleotide messenger RNA. Its product is annotated as tripartite motif-containing protein 3-like. The transcript is spliced from 4 exons. The record is from RefSeq and is a predicted model, not a curated record. NCBI's taxonomy places the organism in Eukaryota, Metazoa, Porifera, Demospongiae, Suberitida, Halichondriidae. Gene Ontology annotation, molecular function: protein binding; zinc ion binding; ubiquitin protein ligase activity. Gene Ontology annotation, biological process: proteasome-mediated ubiquitin-dependent protein catabolic process; protein polyubiquitination. The coding region runs from base 106 to 2322 and encodes 738 amino acids.